Porites lobata is the source of this 624-nucleotide messenger RNA. Lineage: Eukaryota; Metazoa; Cnidaria; Anthozoa; Scleractinia; Poritidae. The record is from the annotation of a GenBank genome assembly.
AUGGCAAUUACUUACCCACGUCCUUGUCCUAUCUGUGGAACCAAAAUUAAGAAUCGAGGAAAUUUCUUCCGUCACAAAAAGUAUUGCGGUACUAAUACAAGAGCACCAUGCCUACAUUGUGAAAAAACGUUUUGUCGUAAAGACAAAAUGGUGGCUCACGUCAAGAAGUGUCACUCCGAAGCAGCGAAGCGGAAGGCGGAAGAAAGUGCUGAACUCUUACGUCUAGAGUUAUUGAAUUCUGGAAAGAUACCGCGAUUAGAUGUUGAAGAACAGACCGGCGGAGCAGUGAGCACCCGCGGAACCAAGCGUUCAGCUGAAGAUUCCAAUCCUGAUGUGAAGAUGGCAAAGAGGGAACCCGAGAGCAGUGAAACCAAGACUGAUGGCGGUACAGGUCCGUUGUUUCAAGCCAACAUUGCCAAGAUGGGGACUCCUAAAAAAUGGAAAAAGGGCAAAGUCAUUGAUCAAAAAUUUACGUUUACGUUGGACUAUGUACGGGACCCAAAACCAGAGGAAGAUUUAGGGGUAGAAGCAGCUUAUGCGUUGACCGAAGGCAUGGAUACUAUGGUGGAAGACAUGGAGAUUGACCUAAAGAACUAUGACCUGGCACUUCAAAUUGGAAGCAAG